AUGUUAAUAAUUACAGUGUUCUUAAGUUGUGUGGCAAUUGUGUCAUGUGGCCACUCGCCGAACGCUGAAUAUAUCGAGGAACUGGUCCGCAAUAAUGCCUUCGGGGCUCGGAUUUCGGACAAUAUUAUGGAAGAUGCAACUCUUGAUUUGGCUAGUUUAGUAAGAAAAUAUAACUAUCCCUUCGAAGAGCACUCUGUGACGACUGAGGAUGGCUACAUAUUGGGAUUACACCGAAUUCCCCAUGGACGUGACUCAAACAACACUGGAGGAGACAAACCAGUUGUAUUCCUUAUGCAUGGUUUGACUUCGGCCUCCUCGGAUCACAUUAUUAUGGGACCUGGAAGUGGACUUGCUUAUAUCUUGGCUGAAGAAGGUUACGAUGUAUGGCUUGGUAAUGCUCGUGGAAAUUAUUUUUCGCGCAACCAUAGAACGCUAAACCCCAAUAAUCAAAGAAGUGGAUUUUGGAAUUUCUCCUGGGAUGAAAUAGGAAAUAUGGAUUUGCCCGCAUUGAUUGAUUAUACUCUUCAAUAUACAGGAAAAUCAGCAUUACAUUACAUUGGUUUCUCUCAGGGCACCACUUCAUUCUUUGUAAUGGCUUCACUUCGACCAGAAUAUAACCAGAAAAUUAUCUCAAUGCAUGCUUUGGCACCGGUAGCAUACAUGGAACAUAGUAGGAAUAUUUUGUUCCACCUUCUAGCACCUCAUGCUAACAAUUUAGAGGCUUUAGCGAGAUUAAUAGGUCUAGGAGAAGUCUUUCCCAAUACCGAACUUUUUACGAAAGUAGGAGAAAUUUUUUGUGCUGAUGAAGCAAUUACACAGCCCAUCUGUAGUAGUAUAAUAUUUUUAAUAUGUGGGUGGAAUGAGAAUCAACACAAUGCGACUAUGCUGCCGGUAAUGUUAGGACACACCCCUGCAGGAGCUGCUAUAAGACAGUUUGCUCACUAUGGACAAAGUAUAACUAACAAAGAUUUUCGACGAUAUGAUCAUGGGCUACUGGAAAACAUUGUGACAUAUGGUUCUGCCAUCCCACCAAGAUAUGAUCUAUCCCAAAUUACUGCACCAGUUUUUCUUCAUUAUUCUGAUGGUGAUCCAUUGGCUGAUCCUGCUGAUGUUGAUAGAUUGCACAGAGGCUUAGGAAGAUCGAUGGGAAAAUUCAGAGUUCCACAGGCAACAUUUAGUCACAUAGAUUUUAUAUGGGGCAUUGAUGCAAAAACGCUUUUAUUCGAUAGCGUUAUUCAACUCAUGAAAGUAAUGGAGGCUAUAAGUUGAAAAAAAAAUAUUGAAUAAAAUUUGUGCAUUUA
This is a messenger RNA of Melitaea cinxia (Glanville fritillary), 1301 nucleotides long. RefSeq names its product lipase 1-like. Gene Ontology annotation, molecular function: hydrolase activity, acting on ester bonds. The transcript has 5 exons. Bases 1 to 1269 code for a protein of 422 amino acids. Lineage: Eukaryota; Metazoa; Arthropoda; Insecta; Lepidoptera; Nymphalidae. The record is from RefSeq and is a predicted model, not a curated record. Gene Ontology annotation, biological process: lipid metabolic process.